ACCAAACUCACCGGCCAGAUUGCCAUUUCACACUCUACCACGGACUUUGGUUCGAGCGGGAUGAUCCCCCGUUUGUCCGUUGGUUCCUUUUGAAAUUCAAACCUUCAUUGCCCACUCAUUUCAUUUGCCACAAAACCCAGCAUCCAAAGAGAACUCCACUGAAUCACUGAUCUCUGGCUCUUUCUUUCAUUCUGACUUCAGCAAUUUCUUCUCUUUCUUCUGUUUUCUUUUUUAAUAUUUUUCAUGGUCAUUAGCCGCUGUCUCCUCUCCAUCUUCAUAUUGAUUGCACCACCUUCUCUUUCUCAGCAAGCUUUGGUCUUUGAGCUUUUGGGAGCUCAGUUUGCCCGGGAUCACAAGGUUCGUGAACUCUUGUUCUGCUUAAGCAAAGACCUUUCCACUAAAUCUAAUGGGUGCUUCGGGGAAAUGGGUGAAGUCUCUCAUAGGUCUCAAAAAGCCCGAGAAAGAAGACCAUGAGAAGGGAGGUGGUAAGAGCAAGAAAUGGAAGCUAUGGAGGAGUUCUUCUGGGGACUUAGGGUCUUCGUGGAAGGGUUUCAAAGGAAACCACAAAGCGGCUUCUGAGGGUUCUGAUUCUCCUCCGGUGGCUGAUGCUUUUAUGGCUGCGGUGGCCACACUUGUUCGUGCGCCUCCUAAGGAUUUUAGGGCUGUAAGGCAAGAAUGGGCGGCCAUACGGAUCCAAACUGCUUUUCGUGGCUUCUUGGCAAGAAGGGCUUUGAGGGCCUUGAAAGGAGUGGUGAGGCUUCAAGCUUUAGUUCGGGGUCGGCAGGUGAGGAAGCAAGCCGCAGUGACACUGAGGUGCAUGCAGGCCCUGGUUCGAGUUCAGGCCCGAGUUAGGGCUCGUCAUGUCCGAAUGUCCAUAGAGGGGCAGGCUGUGCAGGAAAUUCUCAAUGAGCACCGCAGCAAGGCUGAUCUCCUGAAACAAGCUGAGGAAGGAUGGUGUGAUAGCCAAGGAACAUUGGAAGAUGUUAAGGCAAAGUUACAAAUGAGACAAAGAGGUGCAAUCAGGAGGGAGAGAGCAAUUGCAUACUCUCUUGCUCAAAAGGAAUGGAGUUCAAACCCCAAUUUGAAUUCCCAUUCAAGCGGUUCUAUGUGCUUUCUCAAAAAUCAUGAGAUUGACAAGAACGGCUGGGGAUGGAGCUGGUUAGAACGUUGGAUGGCAGCCAAGCCAUGGGAAACUAGAUUAAUGGAACAAUCGCACCCUGACCCCUCUGUGACAACUCCUCCUCCAAAGAGUUGCGGAGAUUCCCAUGUGGUCACUCAUUCGAAAUCUUCCAAACCAUGCUCUGUGAAAAUCAGAAAGAAUAAUGUCACCACCAGGAUUUCUGCAAAAACUCCCCAUAUUGGGCAAGUUACUCGCUCAUCUUCAAGCCCGAGUUCUGAAUUUCAUUAUGAUGAGAGCUCUGCUUCAUCUUCAAUCUGCACAUCGACAACACCAAUUUCUGGCAACACUGGAUUGACCUCAGAGAGAACUGAAGAUAGCAGCAACAGUAAGCCAAAUUACAUGAACCUGACUGAGUCAACGAAGGCAAAGCGGAAAACAAGCAGUCAUUCAUCUGAGAGAGUUCAAAGGCAGUCCAUGGAUGAAUUCCAAUUCCUUGAAAGGUCAGCAGCUUUCCCUAUUGUGGAUUCCAAAAGCAAUGCUGGUUCUGAGCUUUCUUCAGUUCACCUUUCCAAGCCACUUUACCUGCCAAGCCGAUCAGAUAAGCAUUCAUUGAGAUUAUUAAAGUGACAUACCUCCAUAAAUAGGGGGAUUCGUAGCUGUUGGUUCAAGAAGUUCAACAGCUUGUUGUUUCCUACCAAUUCUGUUUAUUUGAGAAUGUAUAUUCAAGUUAAAAGCCGUGCUGCUAUAACUGUUUUGUAUUGAAACACUCAACAAGCCCUUGAGGUUUGAUUUCAAAUGGUGCUUUGUUUAUAAAGUAGUUUGUUCAUUA
Molecule: messenger RNA, 1949 nt
Organism: Carya illinoinensis
Lineage: Eukaryota; Viridiplantae; Streptophyta; Magnoliopsida; Fagales; Juglandaceae
Product: protein IQ-DOMAIN 6-like
Exons: 5
Coding region: 407-1747 (446 amino acids)
Molecular function (GO): protein binding
Source: RefSeq, a predicted model, not a curated record